Molecule: messenger RNA, 1092 nt
Organism: Bombina bombina (fire-bellied toad)
Lineage: Eukaryota; Metazoa; Chordata; Amphibia; Anura; Bombinatoridae
Product: olfactory receptor 1-like
Exons: 3
Coding region: 1-1092 (363 amino acids)
Biological process (GO): G protein-coupled receptor signaling pathway
Cellular component (GO): membrane
Molecular function (GO): G protein-coupled receptor activity; olfactory receptor activity
Source: RefSeq, a predicted model, not a curated record
AUGUACAAAUGUAAAGCAAGCAGUAAUUUUGAGAUGAUGGAACUAGAUAAGAUGGGAAAAGUUCGCCCAAAGGUCCAAGAAAACAUUAAUAAACCACCAAAAUCACUAGCAAACCUCACACUUGUCAGUAUGGCCAGAACUAGAUUUCCAGGAAACAUUCCUAGUGAAACUAUAAAAAACAUCACAUCAACAAGAGAGUUCCAUCUAAAGGCAUUUUUGAUCUCUGAAAAAGAGCAGCUAUUGGUUUUCAUUGGGAUUUUACUCAUGUAUCUAAUGUCUGUACUGGGAAACCUGCUUAUUGUCACACUUGUAUGUCUGGUGUCCCACCUGCACACGCCUAUGUAUGUCUUUCUGUGUAAUCUGGCUGUUCAGGAUUGUCUGUACGUCUCUACGCUUUUGCCAAAGCUGUUGGACAUCACCAUCUCAGGUAAAACCAGUAUUUCUUUUUCAGGUUGUAUUGCACAGAUAUUUCUGUUUGUAUGCUGUAUUGAUACCGAGUUUUUUCUGCUGACCUUCAUGGCUUACGACCGCUAUCUAGCUAUUUGUUCCCCUUUGCACUAUGCUCUCAUCAUGAACAGAAAGUUGUGUGCCCUACUAAUCGCCGUUUCUUGGUGUUUUGGUUUCCUAAAUGCAAUCAUUUUCUCUUUAUUGGUAUCUAAUUUAUCAUUCUGUGAUAACCAAAUCAACCAUUUCUUUUGUGAUGUAACAAUAAUCCUGAAGCUCUCAUGCAGUGACAUCACAUAUAUGAUCAUAUUUAUUUUUGUUGAAGCCAUAGUACUAGGUUGGUCUCCAUUUUUUCUUAUACUGACCUCCUAUAUUUUUAUCAUAUCUACCAUUUUAAAAAUCAAAUCAUCAAAGGGAAGAAGCAAGACCUUCUCCAGCUGUUCUUCCCAUCUCACAGUUGUUAUACUUUUCUAUGGAACAUCUUUGACAUUAAACUUGAAAACCAAAUCAAAAAACUCAAUGGAAAUAGAAAAACUGCUAUCCAUGCUUUACAUCGGAGUGGUUCCCAUGGUAAAUCCACUAGUGUAUAGCUUAAGAAAUAAAGAUGUUUUAAGAGCCAUCAAAAGUUUAUUUAAAAAACUUAAAUAA